AUAAGGGACACUACAGAGCCUUUCAAGUCCUCUCAGGCUGAUGAAGAAGUAGAAGGUGAGGGCCUUGAUCUGACAAGGCACUGCAAGGUUCUGGCAGUGAAUGCGUGUGCCCACGCCAUCAUCUUCUGCAAACUUCUCCAUGACCUCAGACGUGUUUCCAUCAGGUGCCCUGAGAGCCUGGCAGACCCGCAGAAGCAGGGGCUCGUGUGCUUUUACCACAGCGCUUGGGUGGCCUGGGCAGACGUUGCGUUCCUCUGUUGCCUCCCAUCGCACGUGCCAUCCUUCUGCUCCGUCGUUUGGCCUGCCGUCCAGAAACCCUGCGUUGUGUACAGCCUCGUCACCGCCGCCCCUCUCCUCGGGUUGAAGCAACUCCUUUGCUACAGUGCCGUCGUGAGGCCGCAGUAUGGGUGCUCUGGCCAAGAGCCCAUUCCUGAGCAGGCGACAAAGGGGACAGUCCCAGCAGUGCUGCAAGACCCUGCUGCUGUGCAGGCGAUGUGCCCCUGCAGUUCCUGGGGUAAAAGCUCUCUUUUUCUUUAAACUUGGAAAAUAAGAGUCAAUGCUGAAUGGCUGAUGACCGCUUUCUACGCAGCCCUGAACAGCAGCACAUGGCAGAGCCUGCCUCACCAGAAGGCACUGAAAUUACUCAGUGACCUUUGUUUUCCUGAAUGCUGCCCGAUCUGUGCAGAGCAGAAAAUUUCCUGCCCACGGUUUGAGCACAAGAGUUUUGUCAGCAAAGGUGCUGAACUAACCUUCCCCUGGUUUGACUUGACAGCUGCACAACUGAGAGAGUCUCCCUUUAGCCACCUGCUAGAAAAGAGUGAGCUUGUCUGCUGCUAUUUUGCUCUAUUAUACCUGGCAUCCUUUGGAGACUGGCCUACAAAGCAAUGAUGUGGGCUGAUCAGCACCAAGACAUCUCUUACUUUAGCUGUAGUGGAGCCUUCUGUGAUGUUGGAUGACAAGUCUCAUGAUAAAACUGUCUCCACAGCUGCUUCUGACAUUUUCUCAGAAAUUCCAGAGGAAACUGCUGACUAUGAUUCUAAAUCCUCAUAA
Phaethon lepturus (White-tailed tropicbird) is the source of this 1050-nucleotide messenger RNA. It is a transcript of the gene NOXRED1, whose product is annotated as NADP-dependent oxidoreductase domain containing 1. NCBI's taxonomy places the organism in Eukaryota, Metazoa, Chordata, Aves, Phaethontiformes, Phaethontidae. The record is from RefSeq and is a predicted model, not a curated record.